Stegastes partitus (bicolor damselfish) is the source of this 1206-nucleotide messenger RNA. RefSeq names its product heparan sulfate glucosamine 3-O-sulfotransferase 3A1. Lineage: Eukaryota; Metazoa; Chordata; Actinopteri; Pomacentridae. The record is from RefSeq and is a predicted model, not a curated record. Bases 1 to 1206 code for a protein of 401 amino acids. The transcript is spliced from 2 exons. Gene Ontology annotation, molecular function: [heparan sulfate]-glucosamine 3-sulfotransferase activity.
AUGGCUUUUAGCCGCAUCAGUAGGCUGGACCCCCCGUCCCGAGGCAUCUUCAGGAAAGCGGUGGUCAUGCUGUGCUCCCUCCUCGCCUCCCUCAUCCUCCUGCACCUCCUCACCGAGCGCUGCGCCACCACAAUCACCUCCACCUCGCCCUCACCGCUCAAAUCCUCCUCAUCCUCCUUCUCCGGCCGGGCUUUCGAGGACUUGAGUCCGGUGAGGAGCAAGAGACUGGCAUACGAAUGGAGCGCCGGCUCGGAGCUGGGGGGCUACGGGGCCGCUCGGCGCGCCUCCUCACGCGUCCUGGCGGAUGAGCGCGCGCGGCAGGUCCUGGAGCUGCCCGGAGAGUCGCUCCUGCUGCCAGCUCCGGAUUUAGUGGCUUCCAGGAGAGUUCCUCCCAGGUUCGCAGGUAAACUCAGUCCGCUCGGGGAGGGGAGCAAGAAGCUUCCUCAGGCUCUCAUCAUCGGGGUGAAGAAGGGAGGCACCCGGGCUCUGCUGGAGUUCCUGCGGGUUCAUCCGGACAUCAGAGCCGUUGGAGCGGAGCCGCACUUCUUCGACCGCAACUAUGACAACGGACUGGAGUGGUACAGGGAGCUGAUGCCGAAGACUCUGGAGGGCCAGAUCACCAUGGAGAAAACCCCCAGCUACUUUGUGACCAGAGAGGCUCCGGCGAGGAUCUCCGCCAUGUCCCGGGACACCAAGCUAAUCGUGGUGGUGAGGGACCCGGUCACCAGAGCCAUCUCGGACUACACCCAGACGCUGUCUAAGAAGCCCGACAUUCCCUCUUUUGAGAGCCUCACCUUUAAAAACAGGACUACGGGGCUCAUCGACACGUCGUGGAGCGCCAUCCAGAUUGGCAUCUACGCCAAGCACCUGGACAACUGGCUGCAGUACUUCCCCAUGGACCAGAUCUUGUUCGUGAGCGGCGAGCGUCUGAUCAGCGACCCGGCCGGAGAGCUGGGCCGAGUGCAGGACUUCCUGGGCCUCAAGAGGAUCAUCACGGACAAACACUUUUACUUUAACCAGACCAAGGGAUUCCCGUGCCUGAAGAAAGCGGAGGGCAGCAGCAAGCCUCACUGCCUGGGAAAAACCAAAGGGCGCACCCAUCCGAACAUUGACCCCGAGGUGGUGCAGAGGCUACGGGACUUCUACCGGCCCUUCAACAUGAAGUUCUACCAGAUGACUGGACGGUUCUUUGGCUGGGAUGACUGA